Messenger RNA from Closterium sp. Naga37s-1, 2850 nucleotides. The record is from the annotation of a GenBank genome assembly. Lineage: Eukaryota; Viridiplantae; Streptophyta; Zygnematophyceae; Desmidiales; Closteriaceae.
AUGGCGCUAGUGGAAGGCAUCGACCUACUCGAUCAGGCUCUGGAUGAGCCGACGUGGAAAGACCUCGAUAAAGUCACGGCUCUUAUAAGCAAGCAGCUCGACGUAAAAAACGGCUCAGCAGCAGCAGCUGCAGCAGGUGGAUCGCGCAACAGCGUGGCGGACUAUUGGGCUGCGGAGACCGUUAAGCUUCUGGAGGAUCUUAAGAGCGUCAGCGUGGAGGCUCUCGCAACUACCGACCCUGCGGACCGCAAUGCGUGGAAGAUGUGCGAGGAGGGUCCGGAGCACCGCGCGAUGCUGCGCAAGGGCCCGGAGGGCACGGCGAUAAACGCGCUGUGCAUGGAGGGGCGCAUCGACAGCCCCGUGCACGCCGCCGUCGCCAUGACGCGCGACGCGGGGUUCUUCAAGGAGUGGUGGCCGCAGGGCGACAUGCCCGUCUACCGCAUCGUGGAGAAUCGAUACCUCGCGCGCGUCGGCGACGGCUUCGACAUCACGUACAUGAAGUUCAAGGUGCCGUGGCCCUUUCCAUGGCAGGAGUUCGCGAUGAUUUUCUUUACCAUUUACGACUCGGACACGGGCGUCGCCACCACUGUCGUCCGCACGCUUCCAGAGGACAACAGCGAAAUCCACCCAUCCAUUCACGGCUUUUCCCGCGACAUUACGCCGCCAGUCCCCUCGGGAAUGGUCCGCAUGGCGAUCAACGGCGGAUUCUCCAUCAAAGAUCUGGGCCGUUCACGCUGCCACUUCCGGUCGAUCUUCACGUGCGAUCUGAAGCUCCCAGCGAUGGUGGUUAACUUCGUUACCAAGGAGUUCGGAGGGGUGCUGUUCAAUCUGUUUAGGAAGGAGGUUGAGACGGAUUUGGCCGAUGAGGGGCAGAAGGGAGUGGAGUUUAGGAAGGUUCUGAAAGAGGAGAAGCUGUAUGGGCGUAUUGAAGCGGCUAUGGACGCGUACAGGGCAAAGGCGGCUGGAGGAUUGGGGAUGGGUGAGAAUGGGUUGGGAGAGACGGGGGUGGAGGGAGAGGAAGGGGAAGAGGUGGAGGAGGAAAAGAAGGUUCUGGUGGCUACAGCGUCGUUUGUGGAGGGAGCUCCUAGGGAGGCACGUAGACCUGCCAUUGCAUCUGCAGCUGCUGCAGCAGCUGCCGCUGCUGCGGAUCCAGCAGGUGCACAAUCAGCAGCGGCAGUGAGUCGUGCAGAUGAUGAUGAAGAGGAGGUGUUUGAGGAUGCAGAGGGUCAGCUUCUCGUUACCCUGGAAGACUCAGAGACUCCUGCUUACCACCACCACCAGCACCAGCAGCAGCAGCACCCUCAUCCUCCUGUUCCUCCUGCGUACGCCCCGUUCUCAUCCCAAGACCCGGCUAUCGCUGCAGCCUUCGCAGCAGCAGCCGCGCUGGCAGGCGCAGGUGGGACUGGUGCAGGUGGUAACCCCGUGGUUGGCUCUGCUAGCUCCGGUGCUGCCGAUCCUGCCCUGACCCCGGACGUGCUCCAAGCCAUGGCGACUCUAGAGCAGGCGUUAGUGUCCCUGCGUGCCCGCACCUCUGCUGCGCUCUCUGCUGCUGCUCACUCUGGCGGACCAGGAGGAGGAAUGUACCCAGGGCAGUAUGGUCACGCCUAUCCUCCCCCUCCCCACCCUGCCUAUGGUGCUGUGCCAGGGUAUGGGCCGAUGGUGGGGGGAAAGGGUGGCAGGCUUGUGGGUGUUCCUGUGGGGAAUCCUCCGCUGCUGCCGUAUUAUGCCGCCCCGUUCCCGCCCAAUGAGAUGCAGCGGUUUGCCGGGCCGGUUCCUGUGGUUGGGAGGAUGGACGGGUAUGGAAGGGUUUCCGGGCGGCGGGUGAAUGGAGCGAGAGCGGGAGGCGGGAGGUAUAAGGGCGAGGGAGGAGUGAUGGUUGCUCCUGGAAAGGGGGGAAUGGGGGGAAUGAGCGGAAGGGGAGGAGAAGGAGGAGGAGGGGGGAAGAUGAGCAGGAGUGGGAAGCAGCAGCCGCCGUUCCAUCCCUCGCAGCAGCAGAUGAUGGUGUCUCGAUCAGCCUCUGGGAAAGGAGGAGGAGUUUCGGGUAAAGCAGGUGCAGGAACAGGGAAGGUGGCUACAGCAGAAGCGGCUGCUACAGCCGCUGCCCCUCCUGCUACAACCUCGACCCUCUGGUCGGCCGCUUCAGCCCUGUUUGGGCUUGCCACGUGUUGCACUGCCACUGGCCUGAGGAACGCCGAGGCGGCGGGAUAUGUGCUUCCGGAAGAGCUGCCGUCGGAGAGGUGGCGUGAUGAUGAUGAGGAUGACUAUAACGAGUAUGAUUCUGAGGAGGAUGAUUAUCAGGAUGAGGGGUAUUAUGAGGGGUACGGAGGUGGUAUGAAUGGUGCUCCUGGGGGUUAUGGGAACGGAGGGUAUGGGAAUGGGGUGUAUGGCCCUGGUGCUUAUGGCGAUGGUGGUUAUGGGGGGAAUGGUGGAGGUAGAUUGGUGGAUGAAAGGCAGGCGGAGAGGAGGGUGGCGGAGGCCGUGAGUGGCGCCCGCGGGGGGGCGGCGGCGGAGGCCGCGGACGUGGAGGCGGAAGGAGGGGUGGCGGAGGGGUGUAUGCGGGAGACAGUUGGGGGGACGGCGCGGGGACAGGCAGAGGGGGAACAGGCGGAGGGGGAAGAGGCGGAAGGGGUGACGGGGACGCGUCAGGCUGGGGUGGCGGAGGGAGAGGGGGACGGGGCGGAAGCGGCGGAAGGUAUGGGGGAGGGGAUCAGCGCGGCUGGGGGGGGGACGGCGGAGGCGGAAGACAAGGACGGGGAGGCGGAGGGUUUGGCGGAAGAUGGGGCGGAGGGGGCGGACGAGGGGGAAGAAAUUACCAACAGCAGGCGGAGCAGCAGGGGGAAAAACAAUUAG